AUGGGCUUGCCACGGCCGCACCGCACGCAAUACCCCGCGGUGGCGAAGGGUGAUUUCUUGGAGUUGCAGAUUUGUGGUGUCCAUGGCUAUGACUUCAAUCUGCGUGUCUCUGAAAGCAUCUCUGGAAAGGACUUGUUGGAACUGGUGAGAGGAUACCUACCAUCCAAACGUGGUGCAGCUUUGUGGCUGCUGUGGAAAGAUCAGAAGAUUUCGUUGACCAAAACAUUGAAAGAGGAAGGUCUGCGAGACUCGCCAGUGGUCAACUAUGUUUUUGCCAGGGCCAAUAUGCCACUGGGCGGCAGGGCAGUUGCCCGGAACAUGUUGACCAAACCAGCGGAAACCUGGUUGGAUAGGUCCACCGCUUGGAAAACCUUGAAAUGUCGCGCCGCCGGCAUUUGGAGCGACGGUUGCGGAAGCGACGAAGGACUGGAGGGGCUGACAGCGGUGUACUACGAAGGGAGGCAGCUGGAAACCAUCCUGAAUCAGGUGCGCAUCUCAGGCACCGUGGAGCGUGUGGUCUUUGAGCACUUCGAUCGAAGCUUGAAGCACGUUGUCUUCCCAAAGAAUUUGCAAAGUCUGACGUUCAGCUACAACUUCAAUCAGAGUUUGAAGAACGUGCGUUUUCCCAAAGGAUCCUUGGAAUUCUGA
Molecule: messenger RNA, 648 nt
Organism: Cladocopium goreaui
Lineage: Eukaryota; Dinophyceae; Suessiales; Symbiodiniaceae
Source: the annotation of a GenBank genome assembly